Messenger RNA from Xiphophorus maculatus (southern platyfish), 1282 nucleotides. RefSeq names its product 4-hydroxy-2-oxoglutarate aldolase 1 (gene hoga1). NCBI's taxonomy places the organism in Eukaryota, Metazoa, Chordata, Actinopteri, Cyprinodontiformes, Poeciliidae. The transcript has 7 exons. Gene Ontology annotation, biological process: N-acetylneuraminate catabolic process. The record is from RefSeq and is a predicted model, not a curated record. The coding region runs from base 189 to 1160 and encodes 323 amino acids. Gene Ontology annotation, molecular function: N-acetylneuraminate lyase activity; 4-hydroxy-tetrahydrodipicolinate synthase activity.
UGCAGCGAAACGGCUCCAUUUUUUUUUUUUUUUAAAUCUUGUGGCUUCUUGUGGGUUUGAAAGCUGUUCCAACCUGAAUCUGACUCAUGUUUAAAGGACAGUUAGUGAUUAACUGGGCUGGAUAAGGAUUGUUGGUUGCAGCAGCUGCACAGAUACCGGGCGGAUCGAGCCUCUCUGACCGCCUCAGCAUGCUCUGUGUCCGGGUCUGGACACGCUGUGGCGUCCGGUACCGACCGUGGAGACGAAACGCGAGCCACGUGGGCGCCGCCAGGCUGGAUCUCAGCGGUAUUUACCCCCCCAUUGCCACUCCGUUCACCGCCAAGGAGGACGUAGACUACCAGAAGCUGGAGGAGAACCUGCAGAAAUAUGACAAGAUACCCUUUAAAGGUCUGGUGGUUCAAGGCUCCAACGGUGAGUAUCCCUACCUGACGGAGGAGGAGCGAGUGGAGGUGGUGAAGGAGGUCAGACGAUCCCUGCCGCUGGGGAAGCUGCUGCUGGCUGGAUCAGGCUGUGAAUCCACCAGAGCCACCGUCCAGCUCACAGCCAAGAUGGCGGCAGCCGGAGCGGACGCCGUCCUCGUGGUGAACCCGUGCUUCUACAAGGGCAAGAUGGACAGCCGGGCGCUCAUUCAUCACUUCACAAAGGUGGCAGACAGCAGCCCGGUGCCAGUGGUUCUGUACAGCGUCCCGGCCAACACGGGCCUGGACCUGCCGGUGGACGCUGUGGUGGCGCUGUCUCAGCACCCAAACAUCCUGGGCCUCAAGGACAGCGGAGGAGACAUCACACGGAUUGGCCUGAUUGUUCACAAAACCAAGGCGCAGGAUUUCCAGGUUUUAGCGGGCUCAGCGGGGUUUCUGAUGGCUGCUUAUUGUGUUGGUGCUGUCGGUGGAGUGUGUGCGCUGGCUAACGUUCUGGGCCAGGAGCUGUGUGAAUUGGAGCGUCUGUGUCGGUCUGGGCGCUGGGAGGAAGCCAAAGUCCUGCAGCAGCGGCUCAUCGAACCCAACGCAGCCGUGACCAGAAAAUUGGGAGUUCCUGCCCUGAAGCAGGCGAUGGAGUGGUUUGGUUACCACGGCGGCGCCUGCCGGUCUCCUCUACAGCCGCUCACAGAGGCAGAGACUCAGCUGCUGAGGCGGGACUUCUCCACCAAUGGAUGGCUGUGACGGGGAGGUGGGCGGAGCCUGUGUGCAUGGGGCGGGCGUCGCAUGGGCAAGUGGAUGUUUCAUCUGUGUGAGUCUGGGUGGGAAUCGAAACGGCAAUAAAUAAAAUUUGAUCACACAGAUAC